Messenger RNA from Capronia coronata CBS 617.96, 906 nucleotides. RefSeq lists its product as uncharacterized. The record is from RefSeq and is a predicted model, not a curated record. Lineage: Eukaryota; Fungi; Ascomycota; Eurotiomycetes; Chaetothyriales; Herpotrichiellaceae. The coding region runs from base 1 to 906 and encodes 301 amino acids. Gene Ontology annotation, cellular component: mitochondrion. The transcript has 2 exons. Gene Ontology annotation, molecular function: oxidoreductase activity.
AUGGCAACCUUAAUAGACUCGAUCCCACAUAUCAUCAGGACUGCUGAGGAUCCUAGACAGGAAGGUGUCUGGACUGCUCGGCUGAGUAGGAUAGACCAGGUGAAUUCAAAGAUACGUGUAUUGAGACUGAGUCUCCCGAAAGAUGGGCGGCCCUUACGCCACCUCCCAGGUCAAUAUGUAGACCUGUAUAUCCCCAACAUUGAUGUCGUCGGCGGCUUUACAAUAACCUCGCCGCCCCAAGCUUCUUCGCAGUCGCAAGAAGAUCCUCAUAUUGAGCUAGCCAUCCAGUCUUCUCCCACGAACCCGCCGGCGGCGUACCUCUGGCGGUCGCCACGAGAAAUACUCGAUUCCGCGGUCUCCUUCAAGGUCGGUGGGAAUUUCGUCUACCCGCCUCAGACUUUGGGAAGGGAGCAGCAUGGCCGACUGGACAGGCUAGUCUUGAUUGCGGGAGGAGUGGGCAUCAACCCGAUCAUGAGCAUGGUUUCUGCCAUGCAUGAUACGGGCGUGACAAAUACACCUGAUGGAAUGCCUCGGACUGUGAGGGUGUUGUACUCUUCCAGACGGGAGAAGAACAAACAGGGUGGUACAGAAGAGGUGUUGUUUGAACGAAGACUGAAGGAUAUUGCGCAGCAUUGGAGCGGCAAUCAAGAUGUGAACUACAAGUACACUUUCUUUGAGACGGGUGAGGGCCACGCAAAAGAGGACGAGCAUGGAGGGAAUAUGGCCACCUGCUACAGGAGGAUCAAUCAUGAUGACUUGUUUGAUGCCAUCGGCCCAGAGAACGGGCGAGGGAAAAGCUUCGUCUACGUGUGUGGGUUGCCGACGAUGACGGACGAGUUUGUCGCGUUGUUGAAACAGACACCAGGAAUGGAUGGGAACAAGGUCCUCUGCGAGAAAUGGUGGUGA